Molecule: messenger RNA, 3343 nt
Organism: Phasianus colchicus (ring-necked pheasant)
Lineage: Eukaryota; Metazoa; Chordata; Aves; Galliformes; Phasianidae
Source: RefSeq, a predicted model, not a curated record
GUGAGGAGGUGGGCACAGGAUAACGAGGCUACAGCUGUGUGGUGAUGCGGUUCAGCUGUGUGUGGAGCUCACUGAGGGGAUAUAACUGAGAGAGAUGGGCUGAUUGCCCUUUGGUACUGGAGAUCCCAUCAGAGUGAGGGUGUGUGUUUGGCAAUAUUAAGAUUUCUUGUCUGGACGUUGAAAAUAACAUUUGGAUCUGGGCUUCUUUCUGGUGACCCAGGAGAAUAUCAUGGAGUCUUGAGGCCAGAUGGAAAAUAUGCCUUCAUGAAAAUGUUUCUACUCAACUAAUCCUGUCUUGGCUUUAAGUUAAAAAGAUGGCCUACCACAAAGUGAAUGCGGACCAGAGAACCCAGGGCCAAUACCUUGACAGUGAUGACCUCCAGGCCACAGCACUAGAACUGGAAUGGGACAUGGAAAAAGAGCUGGAGGAGCCUGGCUUUGACCAUUUCCGACUGGAUGGGGCAGUCCAGCAUCAUCUGGGAAACUCGCAGAGCCCUGACCUCGAUCUUGAGCCCAUCCAGCCAUCAGCUUCUCCUAAGGGAAGAUUCCAGAGACUUCAGGAAGACUCUGAGUACAUCUCGCACUAUUCAAGACAGUCACCAAAGAGCCACCGCUGCAGUUUUUUUCAGAUACUGAAAGUAUUUUGUGCUGCUUUAAUUUUAUUUAUUUUUGGAAUUGUGAUAGGAUAUUAUGCGGGCAAGAAAUGCCCUUCUCCUCCAGCAUCUCCAGAACCAAAUAACCCUCAUAACUACCAUGAAAUCCUCAAGGAAAUCAAAGCUGAAAAUAUUCAACAAAUAUACAGAGAUUUGUUACAAUCCCCUAGAGAAGAUGAUGUAGACGCUGCAAUGAAAAUUUUGCUUCAGUGGACUUCUCAUGGCCUUGAAGAUGUCCGGCUGGUAAAUUACUCUGUUUUGCUCGACCUACCAGGCUCUUCUUCAAACACAAUAACUCUGAAAAACAGUGGUGAAUGUUUUUAUCCUGAUGGACAGCAGUGCAGCAAAGUGACCAAAACACUUCUUAGCCAAGACCUCCUGUACUCAUAUGCGGCUUACUCUGCCAAAGGAACUCUUGAGGCAGAACUUGUUGAUAUACAGUAUGGGACCAUAGAAGACUUGAUCCGGAUUCAAACCACUACAAACGUGACCAAAAAAAUUGCACUUCUGAAGCUAGGACAAUCACCUUUACUUUAUAAGCUUUCUCUGCUAGAAGAUGCAGGGUUUGGUGGUGUUCUUCUUUAUGUUGAUCCUUGUGAUUUACCAAAGACUACAGAUCUUGCUGAUAAAGCUUUUAUGAUUUCCUUGAAUAGUGGAGGAGAUCCAUCGACACCUGGUUAUGCCAGUAUUGAUGGAAACUACAGACAACAUCGACUGAACCUCACCACACUGUUAGUGCAACCAAUUUCUGCAGCACUUGCCAAAAAACUCGCUUCCAUACCUGAGAAUAGAGUCCAAAAAGACAAGUGUGUACCUGUGCAAAUGUCAAGUACAGACAAAAAAAUAAUCAGUCUCAGUAUUCAGUCUGUCACAACGUACAAGACAAUUUCUAAUGUUAUUGGAUAUUUGAAAGGAUCUGUAUUUCCUGACAGAUACGUCAUCAUUGGUAGUCAUCACAGCAGUUUGAAUACUUACGGUGGACAAGAAUGGGCUAGUAGCACUGCUAUCAUAACAGCAUUUAUACAGGCUUUGAUGUUAAAAGUUAAGAAAGGAUGGAGAACUGACCGGACCAUUGUGUUCUGCUCCUGGGGAGGAACAUCGUUUGGGAACAUUGGUUCAUAUGAGUGGGCAGAGGAUCUCAAGAGAGUUCUUCAGAGAAAUGUUGUGGCUUAUGUUAGCCUCCAUAAUCCAGUCAGAGGCAAUUCAACUUUGCAUCCUAUUGCAUCCCCUUCUCUUCAGCAACUGGCAGCAGAGAGUCAGAGCAUCAACUGUGUGGAAAAGAUGAAAUGUCCAGGAUCUAAUGUGAGUUCUGUGCAGAUACAGGGAGAUUCCGAUUACUUCAUCAACCAUCUUGGAGUACCUGCAGUGCAGUUUUCUUAUGAGGAUAUCAACACAUCAGAGAAUUCUAGCUUUCUCUCUGAAGCACUUUUUCCCAUGCACGCGACAAGAACUGAAGAGCUGGAUCCCUCCUUCAAACUGCACGAGAACAUUGCAAAGUUUUCAGGACAUGCAACUUUGCAAAUUGCCAGUGAACCAGUUUUGCCAUUUAAUGCCCUCGACAUCGCUCUGGAAGUUCAGAACAGUCUGAGAGUGUUCCUAGGUGAAGAAGUAGAUGCUUCUCAACUGCUUGCAAUGGCAUCACGCCUGAGAGACACUGCAGAAUUGUUCCAAUCAGAUGAGAUGCGCCCAGCUAAUGACCCAAGGGAGAGAGCUCCUAUCAGAGUCAGGAUGCUCAACGAUGUGCUGCAAAGCCUGGAAAAAAGCUUCCUGGUUCAGCAAGCUCCUCCAGGACUUUACAGCUGUAACAUAUGCCUCUCAAGCUGCUGAUUUGGUAACAUGGAUCCCAGGGCAUUAAAGUAUAAUAGAAACUUGGAAGAAGGAGAAGCAUAAGAAAGAAAAAUAUAGCUAGACAGAACCUCAGAAACUGGGAUCUGACAGGUAAACUUGGAAUUAUCCACUUUUCAGAUGUUGAUAGAUAACUAGCAUUGAUACUGGUCUUUCAUGUGUAAAGAAGUUGUCCCUGUAUGUUUCUGAGAAUCACAAUUUUCAAAAACAGAUACUUUGGAUCAAACUCCUAAGCAUUCAGCAUAAGACAUACAAAAACCAAACACAUGGGAAGAAAGAGAAAAACAACUUUGAAUGCUAUUUGAAGAAAGAGACCAAUUAGUUCUGAAAAUCUGGAUGAAAUGUCAAGAUUAUAUGAAAUUUAGAUGAUCAGUUUUUUCCUGUAGAUCAGAGGUCCUGAAGUCCUAACAUAGAUGUCUCAUGAAAAUAAGAAUUCCAUGUUUUGCUAAGAGUACUUAGGUUGCUUAGAAAGUAGUGCCUCCUGUUUGUUUCCAAGGAAACAGCAACCAAUACAGAUAGAGCACAAUAACUAUUUCUUGGAGCAAACUCUUAGCUACAAAAUGUUAUUUUUCAGCGUAGUCGCCACCAUUUUACCAGCAGUAAACAAGAGCCUGCAUGCUGCACUUGUAAAAAUCUGCUUCAGCGGAGGUGACCUGGUGUCAUCGCUGCUGAAAUGCACUACUCACCUCCCACUGUUUCAUCUCCAUAAAUGUUCAGCAAGUGUCAAUGAAUGGCAAUGGGUGCCAUUUUUCCCACAUGGAGUAAUUCAGUGUCACACCUUUGCUUCAUACACACUUUCACGUCAGACACCAUUUUGUCAGUCUGCCCCUCUGCUGCCAUCUGUC